AUGUUGUCAGUGUUACUAGGCGUUGUUGGUGUAAUACUUGCAUUAAUAUACCUAAAGGGAAUAUAUAAUCAGCAUUAUUGGAAGAAACGUGGUGUAGCCUUCUAUGACAAGCACAAGACAGGAGGACCUCUAUGGCAGUUCGCAAUCGAAGAUCGAUCAUUCUUCCAAAUCCUGAACGAUAUCUAUUGGAACUAUGAAAAAGAACCAGCUGUCGGUCUAGGUUCAUUCCAUGACCUAGGACUAUUCGUGAAGGAUCCGACCAACAUACAACACAUCACACAAGUUGAUUUCCAUUCAUUUAAUCAUAGAGCUAUUGCAUUUACCGAAGACGAUGUCUUGGCACACAAUGUGUUAAUGCUCAACGGUCAGAAAUGGAAGCUAGUCAGGCAGAAAGUGACACCAAUUUUUACAACUGCCAAACUUAAAAACAUGUUUUACAUCAUCGACAAAAGUGCUCAGGAUUUUAUAGAGUAUUUAAGAGAUAAUCCAGAAAAGUUGAAAGAAGAUCUGUUUGAUACUUUGGGAAAUUACUGCAAUGCUGCCAUUGCUGCUGCUGUAUUUGGAAUCCAUACACGCUCAACUUUUGAUUCUCCAUUCCGUAUGAUGGCUAGAGAGGUUUUGACUCCUACUUUUUUCACAAAUUUGAAGUUUGCGAUAAGUGGAGUAAGUGAAUCACUCUUCAAAUUUUUAAAACUCAAGUUAUUCAAAACAGAAAAAGAGAAAUUUUUCAUCGCAGCGAUCAAACAAGUGAUUAGGCAACGAGAAAAAGAAAACGUGAAGAGACACGACUUCAUAGAUAUAUGUGUAGAGCUCCAGAAGAAUGGGACAAUGGUGGACGCAGAUACUGGGUAUGCGCUGGAGCCGACAGAUGAGCUGAUGGCUGCUCAGGCUUACUUUUUCUUCUUGGCAGGUACUGACCCUACAAUCGCUGGAAUAUUCGGUACUUUAAUGGAAUUGGGAAGAAAUCCCGAUAUCUUGAAGAAGGCACACGAGGAUGUGGAUAGAGUAUUCGAGAAAUAUAAUGGUCAACUAACGUACGAUGCAGUUGGGGAAGUGAAUUAUUUGAAAAAUGUAUUGAGUGAAGUCUUUAGAGUGCAUCCUCCGAUUGCUUUUGUAAUGCGACAGUGCGUGCAGGAUAGUGUUCUGCCUGUAGGCAAUAUUCCUGUUGAGAAAGGUGUAAAGAUAUUUAUGCCUAUAUUUGACUUGCAUCAUGACCCUAAUUAUUUCCCGGAGCCUAAGAAAUUUGAUCCUGACCGCUUCGCGAGGGAAGGAGAGAUAAAUGAUGCGACUUAUAUACCAUUUGGUAAGGGUGGUCGAUAUUGUAUUGGAGCGAGAUAUGCUAAUAUUCAGAUCAUGACUGGGUUGAUCCAUCUUCUAAGGCAUUAUACAGUACGUACAUUUGUGAGAAAAGGAGGUGUUAAGUACAAUAAAGAGCAAUUUCAAGUGCGUUUGAGAAAUUGUGAUGUUGAGUUGGUGCCUAGAAAAUUGUGA
Molecule: messenger RNA, 1491 nt
Organism: Spodoptera littoralis (African cotton leafworm)
Lineage: Eukaryota; Metazoa; Arthropoda; Insecta; Lepidoptera; Noctuidae
Source: the annotation of a GenBank genome assembly